This is a messenger RNA of Pyricularia oryzae 70-15, 3768 nucleotides long. RefSeq lists its product as uncharacterized. Bases 700 to 3105 code for a protein of 801 amino acids. The record is from RefSeq and is a predicted model, not a curated record. The transcript has 2 exons. NCBI's taxonomy places the organism in Eukaryota, Fungi, Ascomycota, Sordariomycetes, Magnaporthales, Pyriculariaceae.
UUGGAUUGGGCCCAUGGCAGAUCCCCAAGUCCAGCCAGUUCUUUACUGGGUGAUGCUUUGUUGCACCACCAAAAUCCACUCUCUCAUCCACUGCUGUGCUGAUCAUUCGUCCGCGGCUCUUUCAUUCCUCUCUCAUCUUCUCUCUUCUUCCUACCGCUCUCCACAUCUUGGUGUAGGUGGUUGUUGAAGUCUUAUCUGGCACCGACUGGAUAAAUAAGAGACCGUCCGCCAUCACGACCCCAUAUUUGGUCUUCUUCCUAGCCGAUGAGAGGACGAACAUAGCAUCUAUCGACAACCUCUUGUUUACCUUUUCGCUUCACAUUUUGCCGCCUCUAGCACUGCGUUGCGCAGGCAUCAACCGCCUCCUGCAGUACCUUGUGACGGGCAAAGACCUCAGUCUGGUGCACUCGCUCGCCUCGUCUCUCAACACCUUGCAGCGAUACCCUGUCUUGCCUAUCAAAAAGGGUGGGGAACCAACCGCCUCACAGUCAAGUUCUUGCCCCAAGAUCAGCCGUACAAACCACGCUUUGUUUGAGAAGAGCUAUUGCCACAAGACGAGGCUUUCAAGAGAACAUCCUGGUAUAGGACACGAACCUAGCUUUUGGCACUUGAGAACGUAGACCAACCAGUGGCCCACAACUCGAGACGGCCGCCUAGUGCACAGUGCACUGCAACACCUCCCGCCUCGUCGCGAACAAGAUGCAAACUGAUUCCUCGGCUGAUCAGCUAGAGCUACAGAAGCUUGAGGAACAACGACGCGAACUCGACAGGAGGAUUGCUCAACUCAAAUCGGGAACGACUGCUUCGUUUCCGCUGUCCCCAUUGUCACCACCCCCAACUUACCAGCCCGGCGACGCUCAAGGACCUCAGCCCACUAUCCAAGUCUCAGCCCAGCAUGCGCGCCGACAGUCCAAAGCCCUCUCGACGGCUUCGCCUCCGGUCAUUCCCGCAACUCGCGCCUUUCCGGACGAUGAGGUGGAAUCUCACCCCAUGAAGCGAGCCAAAACGACCUAUGUACAGCCAACGUCAAGUCGGGAGUCGGCCCCCAUGGACCGAUCAUCCUCGACAAGGCCAAUGUCCUCUAUGCCCUUUAGCGGCACGGGAAUGGUUACCCCGCCUCCCGUGCCUCAGUCCCUCCAGCAGCACUACCGACACGGGCCCAUGAUAGAGAACUACUCUAGAGAUGCCGAUCAGGCACCCAUUUCCGAGAGCCUUUUCAGCCACUCAAUGCAAAUAAAUGGGACGUUCGCCAGCCCAUCGACGAAUCUCUCAUGCUUCACUGGUGCCCCUGUCGCCCCUGACGUCGGAAUGGAUGUUGUAGAUUACCUGCAGGCUUUUGGAAAUGGACUACCCGACACAUAUAUUCAUUUCGAUACUGCCGAGAUGCAAAACACCGACGUCACCGGCCAGCCAAUGCCAGUGUCCAUUUGCGGCUCGUUGACCACGGCGCCAACUUUGGAAGACUUGAACAUGAGCCGACGUAACAGCAUCAUCCCAAACGACGGUUCUUCCGUCAUGGGACAGCUUCCCGUCGGAAUGAUUCGUCUUGCUUCGCAGAGCUCUUUUGAAGAUGGCAACUCGCCGGAUGGGCACACUGCCAGCCAGUUUCUUGACAAGAGCCCGACGCUUGGUAAGCCCGCAGCGCCAUCGGAUCAGCAAGACUUUUUCCAAAUCGGCGCGGGUCCGUCACAUGAAAUGUUCCCGCCGACUACCGUUUACCAGUCAACACCGAUGGUCCACUCUGAAUCGAAUCAAUCUAUCGACAUUGGUUUUCCUCAGAUGCCCGACUACCGCCCGGCUGAUGUGUCUCCUUCCUCUUCAUGUGAGGCUUCUUCUGUGGGGAUGGAGCGUACGCAGUCCAGUGCAAGCAGCAGAUCAAGCCAGUCACUCAACCUGCGGGCCAAGGAGGCCAUAAAGAGGCAGAAUCAAAAUGCCAUCAAGGCUCCUAAGCUACAGCCCAAGCCAUUGACUGCUGCAGAUGCCAGUGGCACUGACGAGGCUAGGGACAAGACCGGAGCAGCGAUGCCAUCUACUUUUGCCACGCCGCCCAAGCCGGGAAAGACAGCCAUCACGGCCCCCAAGAAGUACGAGCGGCCGAAGCACCCCAAGGUUCACUGCACCAAGUGUCCUGACCACCCCGAGUUCCGCGGUGAGCAUGAGCUUCGUCGGCACACCGACGCAAAGCACAAGUCUACAGCGAGCAAAUGGGUCUGCCGAGACCCCAGGACAGCGGACCCCUCGGCGGAAUUCGAGGGACCCGUGCCCGUUCAGCCGCUCGACCAGUGCAAGCAUUGCAAAGGCAAGAAGCUGUACGGUGCCUACUACAACGCGGCUGCGCAUCUCCGACGGACUCAUUUCAAAGAAAAGCCCGUCCGGUCUAGAAACACGGGGGACAAGACCAAGGAUGACGCAUCGGCGAAGAAGGCAGACGCCGAACGCCGAGCCGGUCACGGUGGCGGCGACUGGCCAUCGAUGGAUGUCCUCAAGUCGUGGAUGGAGGAGAUCAAGGUCAAGGUCGGAGACGGCGACGAGGAGAAGCCUGUUCAAGGCGAGCAGGACGCUGCAGAGGAGGAUGACGAGGAAAGCGAUGUCGAGGCCGAGAUUGAGGAUCAAGAGCUCGAGCUCGAUGGGAAGGACUCGGUGUUUUACAGCGGUGCAUCUUUUGCUGCUCACGGUGCGGAUAUGGAGAAGAUGACGCUUGACCACGCAUCGUUCCCCGUGAUCAAUCGGAGCAUGUCAGACCCCCUGGCAUUUCAUGACCUGGACAUCCACAGCAUGGGCUACCUCCCGACCGGGUUCCCUCUUUCCUCUGCAAGCUUUGGCGGAAUCUGUCCCCCGCUGGACAUGACGGCCAUGAGCAUGCCUCACCUGCAAUCUUCGGGCGUUCUAAGCAGCCCGUCGACGACGACCGCCACCAUCACACCCAGGAACGUAUCGGACUUUACCGGUCUGAACGCUACGGACCGCGUUCACCAAAGCAACCCCCAGUCUUGUGCCGUCAAGCAGGAGCCCCUGGGGGAUGUAUCUCUGGUUUCCGCAAACCAGUGUACUACUUCUGAAGACUUUUCUUUUGAAGCCAUCUUCCAGCAACCCGACUGGAAUUAAAAGUUUCUGCUUGUUGAUUGUUUUACAACAAGGCGUCGCCGCUCACCAUUCUAAUUUCUUAAUUCAGCUUGUGCUGUUGUCUGCCUUGUGCUUUUCACGUUUUCUCCUUGAGUGUACCUCAAAUCUUGAGCUGUUUUCUUUUUUUUUUUAAACUUUUUUCUUUCCGUUCCAAAUCACCGCUUCCAACUACUACUGUUCUUUUUUCUCUUUUCGAAUUUUUGAGGUUCCGGGGCGUUGUUUUUGGAUUAUUAUGGAGGACUUGUUGCCAAACGAGCUGGGUCUUGGGAUUAGCAGGCGGUCGGUGUUUCUGGUAUAAAGUGAAAUGAGCUCUGCGAGGAGCUGGUUUGGUUUUUUUUUCAUGUUUUGAAACGUUGAGAUCUUGGAUAUUCUGGUCUUUGGUUUUCUUUUCGGCGUUUGUCGCUUGGUUUCUACUUUUUUACCUUUCAAAAUUGCCUGAAUGGCAGUAACGACGAAUGCGAGCUCCUGGCACGGCGGUCCAUGCUGCAGCCGAGGCGCCACUACGGGAGUUUUGCGACGAGUCUACGAUGUUUUAUUACGAUGUUCAAUGAAAUAUGGCGCCAAGAAGCCCAAAAUCAUCCACCAAACUUGCGUGUAUGCGUCUACUAUCCUCAUUGACUAUGUACUUGCCUGUGUUUUUUCUUC